AUGGACGCCACGAACGUUGGAUGGACGAGCGUCAGACCGGAGAGCGACGAAGAGCGAUUCGGUAUGCGGUCACAAGAACGGCAAGCAGCCUUCGACAAGAUUGAAGCCGAGCGUAGCUCUGUCGAGAUCGAUCGCGUGCUUUGGGCGUUCUGCCAAUUCGCCGACCUAGACUUCGUGAAGAGGUUGGCAGCGUCAGAUGCUGUUUGGAAUGCAGAGACCGAUUUUCCGCGCACGAACGCUGCUAUAGAUGCCGUAAGGCUCUGGCAACAAAAGCCAGAAGUAAAGAACGACGUCGCAUCCUCCAACGCCGUUGCACCCGUCUCCCGCCCCCAUACCGCCUCCGGGAAAGCAUCGCGGACAAGAUCAGGACGAAGUGAGGACGGCCAAGAGGCCAGCCUUGGAAGAUCAGCGGUUGUCGCAGCUCGCUGUAAAGAUCGAGACGGCAACUUUUGUGCCGUAUCAAGGACAAAGGGUGCAGAAGCGGUCAGUAAACUCCCUGUACGAACUGCAUAUGAGACAACAACUGACUUUGUAAACCGAUCUUUAGGCCCACAUUUAUCCAUGGAGCGCGUUUAG
Messenger RNA from Alternaria novae-zelandiae, 576 nucleotides. RefSeq lists its product as uncharacterized. The transcript has a single exon. The coding region runs from base 1 to 576 and encodes 191 amino acids. NCBI's taxonomy places the organism in Eukaryota, Fungi, Ascomycota, Dothideomycetes, Pleosporales, Pleosporaceae. The record is from RefSeq and is a predicted model, not a curated record.